Exaiptasia diaphana is the source of this 1632-nucleotide messenger RNA. RefSeq names its product neuromedin-U receptor 2-like. The transcript is spliced from 2 exons. NCBI's taxonomy places the organism in Eukaryota, Metazoa, Cnidaria, Anthozoa, Actiniaria, Aiptasiidae. The record is from RefSeq and is a predicted model, not a curated record. Bases 275 to 1333 code for a protein of 352 amino acids. Gene Ontology annotation, cellular component: membrane. Gene Ontology annotation, biological process: neuropeptide signaling pathway. Gene Ontology annotation, molecular function: G protein-coupled peptide receptor activity.
GUCCGGAGAUACUUUCAAUACAAUUCAUUUAGACGUAAGAAUCRAUAGUCCGAUCAACGGUAAUAAGGCUCUGGUCAAUUCUAAUAUAUUGUUUGAAUUUCACUAAAAACUCAUUCCGGCACGCCUGUAUCAGUUAAGCAGUGAUUCUUGGACAGAAAGGUGAGUAGUAGAACUGAUAAGAAUUGUCAUCUAAAUUGGUUUGACGGUUUUUUUUGAUAUUUUACUUCAGUUUGACGGUCGCUCUGAUAAUAACAGCACACAAGAUUCCUUACACAUGCUCAUUAGUAUUACUUCAAUCAAUGAGAUGAACGAUUCUUCAAUCCUCGCGAAGUAUGUCUUUAAUCCUGCCUCGUCKUCUAUCAAGGUGCCUAUUGCCUCGGCUAACAUCCUGUGUGCUGUCUAUGGAUUUGCGGCAAACUCUCUGAUCUUGUAUUUCUUCCAAAAAAACGGAGGAAUCUCACUUACCAAAAGAUUCUCGACUACCUAUCUCUUCAUCCAAAGUCUUGCACUGUCCGACGUCCUUUCGUCUUUGAUCAGCAMUCCUCUUUUUACAGCAGAGAUGUUCCACGAUUUUAUCACGAGUGAACURAAAUGUCAAAUUUCCCGGUACUUUAUAGUAUUUUUCCCAGUUGUGACAGUCAUGAAUUAUGUCUUGAUAGGCACGGAAAAGUACAUGUGCGUAUUUUAUCCAUUUGCUGUACCCAGCAGUCGUACUUGCAGGAGACUAGUGCUGCUGGCAUGGUUGACUGGAGUUGUCCUGACUGUCCUACCAAUUCCUUCUUAUAGUCUCGUUCGUUUUGAUCUCGGAAAUCAACAGUAUUCAUUCACCUGUAAAUACGACAGCUCGGUCAAGUUUAAACGCCAGCUUUUCCUAAGCUUUGUAACGAUUGCAUAUAUAAUUCCAUGUAUUUAUCUUACGAUUACAAGCUUUCGUCUUUUUGCUUUCGUGCGAGGCUUGCGGCGCGUUUCGCCGACUGCAAAUCCCACCGAGGCGCGUAACAAUYAUCGAACAACUAAAGUAAUAAGCUUAUUUGUUUCGUUAAUAGUUGCGUUUAUAACUCCAUAUAUUGCAUGGAUUUGCUAUAGCAGUGCUACCAUGAUUUUAAAGUUUAAGCUGUCAUAUGAAACUGAUUAUUUAGCGAGGAUGAUCAAUGCUUUGUUUGCAUUUGCAAAUGCCAUGGUUGGUCCCACUAUAAUGUUUGUAAAGCAGCCAUUUUUGAGGAGGAAGAUUUCGAAUCUGCUCCUUGGCAUCUUUAGUCAUGAUGAUGUAAGUCCAGUAGUGCUUCCUUCAAUUAGUAAUAAGUCGAAAAAGUCCGAAAAGUYUGAGGUUUAAAAAGCAGACUUUUAAAAACGGCUGAACGUCUCUGUACAUGUUUUUCUGCUAUCGCAUUCGAUUAGAUUGGAUUUGCAGUAGAGCGUAGCAAUAAAUACAUUUUAUCCUUAACAUAGUUUUAAUUUAAUUGUUUUAAAAUACAAACUACGUGAAAGGAUUUUGAAAGCUUUUCUUUAAAUUUCUAGAAAUGUUGUGUAUAAAAAAAUGAUUCUACAUAGGAGUUUGCAAAAAUAUUGAACAUCUACAAACUAUUGUUGAUGAUUGUAACCGGGGAAUAAUUAUUAUUAAACAGRGACAAA